UUGCUUUCCGGCGUCGUCGUCCCGUUCUCUCGUUUUUCGUCUGUCGUCGUCGUCUCAAAGAAGGCCGGUGACGUCUCGGCUGUCACCUUCUCGUCGCAAAGAAGGCCGGUGACAUCGUCGUCUCCUUCUCGUCUGCUUUCCGGCGUCGUCGGGGUCGUCGUGUGUCCUUCUAGUCUCGUUUUCCAUGGGAUCGCCAAGGCCAAGAGACAUCUGAAUGAAGUACCUUGUGAUGUCAACUUGGAAGGUGAAGAUAUUUCCAAUAACAAUGACUUAAGCGAAGACGAGAUUACAGUAGAAAAUCUAUAUGCAGAAGGCGAAGGAGUGGUGGAUGAUGUUCAUACGAAUGAUGGUAGUGCUAUACCUGUCAUGGACAUUCGUGAUUUUAAUAUUGAUAACAUGGAGAUAAUACUGUUCGAAAAAGGAGUAGGGCAGAGAAUAGAUGGGGGUGUCCAGCGAGGAUGAACUUCAAGUUGGAUAAAUAAACCAACCUCUAUUACAUUGAUGAUUGGGUAGAUGAGCACAAUCAUGAGAUGCACGACCCAUCGGCCAAGCAUCUCCAUCGUUCUAACAGG
Linum tenue is the source of this 572-nucleotide messenger RNA. NCBI's taxonomy places the organism in Eukaryota, Viridiplantae, Streptophyta, Magnoliopsida, Malpighiales, Linaceae. The record is from the annotation of a GenBank genome assembly.